AAUGCUGAGAGUAUAAUCAUGAAGAAAUUAUCUCACUUGUAUUUUCCCCUUGGACUCUUCUUGCUAGGUUCUCUCUUCUCUUGCUUAGCCACGGCCGCCCCCAACAUUACCUCGGAUCAAUCAGCCCUUCUCUCAUUGAAAGCCAAAAUCACUGGGGAUCCUCACGAAAUCUUGGCAAGCAACUGGUCGGCUACUUCCUCAGUUUGUGACUGGAGAGGAGUCACUUGCGGCUCUCGCCACCGCAGAGUCACUGCCUUGAAUAUCUCCAACUUGGGCCUCACCGGCACCAUUCCUCCACAACUGGGCAAUCUCUCCUUUCUCAUGUCCCUCGAUAUGAGCAGGAACAACUUUUACGGAGAACUUCCCCUUGAAUUGAUUCGUCUGUCCAGGUUACGAGUCCUUCGUUUAGGCAUUAACAUGCUUAGCGGAAAUAUUCCCUCUUGGGUUGGUUCCUUCCAACAACUCCGACAAUUUUCUCUGAAGAACAAUAGCUUUACAGGCUUUAUCCCACCUUCUAUCUCCAACAUGUCAAAGCUGGAGACGUUCAAUCUGCAGUUUAAUUCUCUACAAAGAGCAAUACCAAUGGAGAUUGGGAAAUUUAAAAAGUUGAAGCAAAUUGCCCUCGACUUUAAUCAGCUUUCCGGUUUUCUGCCACUGGGGAUGUUCAAUAUUUCCUCGUUGGAAGUUAUUGCUCUUCAAAAUAAUAGCUUAUCUGGCAGUCUUCCAUCCAGCACAUGUCCCCGUCUUCAAGGACUCACAUGGCUUGACCUUGGCCUCAACAAAUUAAGUGGUGCGAUACCACCAUCGUUGUCGGAAUGUUCGAAGCUUCAGGUACUGAGGUUGGUUGGCAACAAUUUAAACGGAGUGAUACCGGAAGGAUUUGGGAACUUGACGGCGCUCAAGGGACUAUAUCUUAGCGAGAACAAUUUACACGGUAGCAUUCCGCACGAGCUUGGCCGCCUAAAGCAUCUUGAAAUACUUGAUAUGGGCUCCGAUAGCCUAACUGGAUCCAUACCAGCCCAAAUAUUCAACAUCUCGACACUGCGAGAACUGGACCUAUCGAGCAAUACGCUUUCUGGAAGACUUCCGUCAUCCACAGGUUAUGGAUUAAUCAACCUUGAAAUGCUUUUUCUCGAUUGGAAUGAGUUUGAUGGAGUGAUACCAGUGUCAAUCUCAAAUGGGUCUAAGCUUACUAUGUUAGACUUGAGUGGAAAUAGAUUCAGCGGUCCAGUUCCAAACACUCUUGGAAACCUAAGACUUCUAAGAAAAUUGUAUCUCGAUAAUAAUCAUUUGACAACUGAACCUUCAUCGAGAGAAUUGAGCUUUAUCAGUUACUUAACAAAUUGUAAGUAUCUGAAAAUAUUAGUUUUGUCUAAAAAUCCGCUGCACGGUUUUCUUCCGAAGUCAGUUGGGAAUCUCUCAGCUUCUAUGGAGGGAUUCUAUGCAUAUGGUUGCGGAAUCAAGGGAAGCAUUCCCGAUGCAAUUGGGAAUUUGAGCGGCCUAAUGAUUUUGGUUCUAGAAGGAAAUCACCUGAGUGGGCCCGUUCCGAGCACAAUGGAAUACUUGCAAAAUCUUCAAGUUUUGUAUUUGGGUGGUAAUCAAUUAAGUGGUUCAAUUGCAGAUUGCAUAUGCAAGUUAAGGAGAUUGUACCAAAUUGAUCUGUGGCAAAACCAGUUUCGUGGGUCAAUACCAUCAUGCUUGAGCAAUGCUAGUUCGCUGAGAGGAAUUGACUUUGCCGGGAACUUAUUAAACUCAAGCAUACCUGGUAGCUUGUGGAACCUCACUGAUCUCUUGAAGUUGUACCUGUCAUAUAAUUCCUUGAGUGGCUCACUACCUUAUGAAACUGGAAAUUUGAAGGUAGUAAUUCUAUUAGAUUUGUCAGGAAAUCACCUUAAUGGGAAUAUUCCAAGUUCCUUAGGAGGCUUGCAAAAUUUAGCAACGCUUUCAUUAGCACAAAAUAAAAUUCAGGGACCUAUUCCAGACUCACUCAGUCACAUGUUAAGCUUACAAUUUUUGGAUCUAUCCAAUAAUAAUCUAUCAGGUCCAAUACCAAAGUCCUUGGAGACACUUUUAUAUCUCAAACACAUUAAUCUUUCUUUCAACGGCUUAAGAGGAGAAAUUCCCUCUAGUGGUCCUUUCGAGAACUUCACAUAUGAAUCAUUCAUGUCUAAUGAUGACUUGUGUGGCGCUCAGAGGUUUCAUGUUCCUCCAUGUCCUUCUCCUCGGAUUCACAAAUCGAGUCAGAAGAAAGUAUUUCAUAUGCUAGGCAUUCUAUCAGGUAUUGGAGCAACAAUAAUUGCUGUUACAACUGCUGCAAUUUUACUUAUAAGAUGCCGAAGAAAGGAUGGGAUUUCAAGAAACUCUGAUUUGUUGCCCAUGGGAUUGCCAAAAAUGAUUUCAUACUAUGAACUUGUGCAAGCAACCAAUGGUUAUGAUGAAAGCAAUUUACUUGGCAAAGGGAGUUUUGGAUCUGUAUAUAGGGGUAUUUUGACGGAUGGGACAGUUGUAGCUGUGAAAGUUUUCACUUUACUAGCAGAAGUCACUUCCGGGAGUUUUGAUGCAGAGUGUGAAGUUCUACGCAACCUUCGCCAUAGAAACCUUACCAAAGUGAUUGCUAGUUGCUCUAACCUGGACUUCAAAGCCUUAGUGUUUGAUUUCAAGUCUAAUGGGAGCCUUGAGAAAUGGUUGUACUCCCACAACCAUUGCUUGGAUGUGCUGCAAAGGAUAAGCAUAAUGAUGGAUGCUGCUUCCGCAUUGGAAUAUCUCCAUUUUGGUUAUACAACACCAGUGGUUCACUGCGAUCUGAAACCUAGCAACAUAUUGCUCGAUGAAAGUAUGGUUGCUCAUGUGAGUGAUUUUGGUAUGGCAAAGUUUUUGGAUGAAGAAAAUAGUGUUCGGCAUACCAAGACACUUGCAACGCUUGGAUACUUGGCACCAGAGUAUGGACUCGAAGGGCGGGUGUCAACGAGAGUUGAUGUGUAUAGUUUUGGUAUACUUUUGAUGGAAACCUUUUCAAGAAUGAAGCCUAGUGAUGAAAUGUUCAAAGAUGAUUUGAGCCUGAAGAGUUGGAUUGAAGAAUCUCUACCUAAUGCAACAACUCAGGUUGUAGACGCAAACUUACUUGGGCAACAAGAUGAGCAUUUCAGCGAGAAAUUGGAGUGUGUUUCAAUGAUCUUCAAAUUGGCUUUGAGUUGCUGUGCUGAAUGCCCACGAGAUCGGACUAAUAUGAAGGAUGUUGUUGCGGCACUUCAAAAGAUAAAACGUCAACUUGAGUCUUUUCCGAAUCUCUCGGCAUGAAAGAUGAUGCCAAGAUUUGAAACAUGAAGCAAAAUAAGUUAUAUUAUCCACCUUAAGUGUGCUGGUAUAUCAAUAAUAUAUUAUUAAGAUGCCAAAGUUUUUUUUAUUUUUCUAGUCUCUAAAAAUCUUGUUCUCUCAGUCUAUUUGUAUGUGCCCAAUUUUAAGUUCAUUUUCUUAGCUGUCAUUUGAAAGGCAACCAGAGGAAAAACUGCAUUUGCAUAGUUCUGUUUCAUGACAAUCUUUAUCAAUUCUGUCCUUCAAAUAG
This is a messenger RNA of Coffea arabica (coffee), 3562 nucleotides long. RefSeq lists its product as uncharacterized. Lineage: Eukaryota; Viridiplantae; Streptophyta; Magnoliopsida; Gentianales; Rubiaceae. Gene Ontology annotation, biological process: protein phosphorylation. The record is from RefSeq and is a predicted model, not a curated record. Gene Ontology annotation, molecular function: protein binding; ATP binding; protein kinase activity.